AUGACAGCGAUCAAGAAAUUCGAGGAUGAAUUCGAACAUCCGCCUGAGAUUUGUGUUAGAUGUCCUGGAAGGGUGAAUCUUAUUGGAGAACACAUUGAUUACCAUGCCUAUGGGGUGUUUCCGAUGGCAAUUGCAGCUUCAACAACAGUCUGGGCUGCAAAAAACGAAACUUCGAAUAUGAUCCGGUUCAGUAAUGUUGAUGACAACUGCAAACCAUUCGCGUUGGAACUUCCAUCGGAAUGGAACGGAGCUUCUCCUCCAAAAUGGUACGAUUAUAUGUUGUGCGGAUGGAAAGGAGUAUUGAAUCAUUUCAACAUUCAACAGUUUGGAAUGGAUAUUCUUGUCGAUGGAAAUAUUCCAAGAUCUGCCGGAUUGUCAUCCAGCUCGUCCCUGGUCUGUGCUGCAGCACUAGCGACACUAUCUUUAAUCGACAAGAGUCCAUUCGAGAAAAUUUCAAAAGAAGCUUUUGCUCAUCUCUGCGCUGAAAGCGAGUUGUUCAUUGGGACGUUGAGUGGCGGAAUGGACCAAGCUGCUGAAGUUCUUGCCGUAGAAGGCACUGCGCUCAAAAUCGACUUUUUUCCAUUGGCGGCUCGUCAUAUUCGUCUACCCGAAAAUGCCUUAUUUGUCGUUGCUCACUCGAACACCGAACUCAACAAGGCGGCCACUUCGCAUUACAACGAGCGCGUCAUCGAAGGCCGAAUUGUGGCCGAAUGGCUCAAAAACAAGCUCAACAUCAAUAGCGAAAGUUUCCGGCUCAAAGAUGUGCAAAAGAUAUCGGGAAAAUCGUUCGACGAGAUGCUCCAGCUCAUUGAGCAACUGCCUGAUGAGGCCGAUCGACAUGAAGCUGAAGAGCUUAUCGGAAAAGAAAAUCUAGAGAAGUGUUUCACAGAAAACACCAAGCAUUUUACCCACUUCAAACCUCGUCCACGUGCCCGCCACGUAUUCAGCGAAGCACGUCGAGUAGAUCAAUUCGAAAUCGCCUGUGAAAAUGGUGACAUUCGAAAAAUGGGCGAACUGAUGAAUGAGAGUCAUGAGAGUUGUGCCAAGGAUUACGAGUGUAGUUGCCCUGAGCUCGACGAAACAUGCCGACGGUACCUCGAAGCUGGUGCUCUUGGAGCCAGGCUUACAGGUGCCGGAUGGGGAGGUUGCGCAGUAGUCCUUUUUGAUGUAAAGGAUGCUGAGAAUGCAGAGAAGCUCGAACCUUUGUUUGUCUCGAAACCUGCUUCAGGAAUCGAGGUCAACUACCUCUAA
Molecule: messenger RNA, 1251 nt
Organism: Caenorhabditis bovis
Lineage: Eukaryota; Metazoa; Nematoda; Chromadorea; Rhabditida; Rhabditidae
Source: the annotation of a GenBank genome assembly